AAUUAUAUAUAAUAUAUGUAAGGACAUUUUUAGGAGUGUGUUAAACUUUUGUACCAAAAUUGUUAUGGUUUCAUAUAUUAAAAGUGCAGUUAAUCAACGUCAUGGGAGCAACGAAAGUUAAGCCCUUUUCUGAAGUGGAGUGCAAGGCCAUGAAGAGGUUCAUAAAGAGUUACAAGAAGUACCAUGCCGAUCUAGACGAAGACGAGGUGAAAAGGUCAGGAGAAAAUGCCUGGGGAAAGCUUAUGCCCCAUCAAAAGAAGUAUUUUGAAUUAAAGCCUAGAGAAAUCCCCGCAAAAAAAAUAUUGCCUGCCGCCAGAAAAAAAACUAAUAACAAGCAGAAGAAAGCAGUGUCCGGUUGGCGUUACCAUGCCAGGAAAAGAGCCAUGUCCAAGGCCAAGCCAAAUCUUUCGAAUCAUGUCAUGAGUGCCGCCUUCAUAGGAUUUUUGCGUGAGUACCAUAGAAGAAACGCCAACCUAGACGUUAAGAAAAGGCUGCAAAGAGCAGCCAGAAUGUGGUCAAAACUCUCGAAAACUCAGAAAAAUAUGUUUCGGAAGGUGGGAGCGAGGAGAAAAAGGAAGUAGCAGAAGUUCACGGGUGAUUAUUGGCACUGGUAAAUGUGUUUUUUUGAAAAUAAAAUAAGAUACUUAUUGAAAAAUUAACAAUAUAUGACCUUAUCAGUACUUUUUACCAACUUA
This is a messenger RNA of Drosophila yakuba, 695 nucleotides long. RefSeq lists its product as uncharacterized. The transcript is spliced from 3 exons. Gene Ontology annotation, biological process: sperm DNA condensation; spermatogenesis. The coding region runs from base 102 to 581 and encodes 159 amino acids. NCBI's taxonomy places the organism in Eukaryota, Metazoa, Arthropoda, Insecta, Diptera, Drosophilidae. The record is from RefSeq and is a predicted model, not a curated record.